Molecule: messenger RNA, 181 nt
Organism: Struthio camelus australis
Lineage: Eukaryota; Metazoa; Chordata; Aves; Struthioniformes; Struthionidae
Source: RefSeq, a predicted model, not a curated record
CGCUUCGCCAUGUACGAGCGGGUGAGCGUCGCCGCCGUCUUCGGCGCCUCCGACAUAGACGUGCUCAACUUCCAGGUGUCGGAGCUGCAGACGCCGCUGGGCGUGCAGAAGGAGGCCCUGCUCCGCUGCGCCGACAUCAUCGCCUACACCUUCGACCUCGAAUAAAACCUCGCGCUCGCUC